Molecule: messenger RNA, 1863 nt
Organism: Phialemonium atrogriseum
Lineage: Eukaryota; Fungi; Ascomycota; Sordariomycetes; Cephalothecales; Cephalothecaceae
Product: Mob1/phocein
Exons: 2
Coding region: 1-1863 (620 amino acids)
Cellular component (GO): cytoplasm
Source: RefSeq, a predicted model, not a curated record
AUGUCUCUGCCGCCGAGCUCACCGAGGCUCCCCAGCCCGCCGCCGCCGGCCGAGAUACAAAUUGGACCCAAGUCUCCCUCGAUGGGCCCCCAUGCCACCCGGCAGGCACAGCAGAUCGAGCAGACCCAGAUCGACGCGGCCGCAAAGAGGCGCAUCCACCCGGGAACCAAAUCUGCCGACAUGGCUGCGGGGCCGCCUCUGGUCCCGUUGAACGAGCUCGACUCGGCCUUCCAGCUCCAGGAGCACCUCUCGGCGCUGCACUACUACCACACGGCAGGCAACACGACGCCGAUCACGCGGGAGACAGCGCGGCUGCUGGCUGCGCCGCCGCCAUCUAUCGACCGGACGCUCUGGUUGUACGAACUCUGCCGCUUCCUGAUCAAGCAGUGCAACAGCCUGAUCGUGGGCUUCCUCUUCGACACCCCUCCCUGCAGCGCGGCGACGUGCCCCGAGAUGCGCGCCUCCGAGUGGCAGUUCCUGUGCGCCGUCCACGACGCCCCUAAGAGCUGCUGCGCCAUCGACUACUGUUGCCACACGCUCGACUGGGCCGCCAACGUUGUAACCAACCCAAAAAUAUUCCCCAGCCGCUUUGUCGUCCUGCCUGACGGCCACGACCGCGGCACCGCCCUCAAGAACCUCGUCAACGUCUUCAGGCGCCUCCACCGCAUCUUUGCCCAUGCCUGGUUCCAGCACCGCGGCGUCUUCUGGUCCGUCGAGGGCCAGACCGGCCUCUACGUAUUUUUCAAGACCGUCUGCGACCUUUACGACCUCCUUCCGGCUGAGAACUACAAGUUGCCGCCGGAAGCCGAGGGUCUGGAGGCCUCGACCGGCGGGACCGGCGCGGCGGAUAGUCCCCCCGGUGAGGACACGCCCCAGCGACAGCAGCAGCAGGAGGGGGGCCAGCAGCCGCCGCUCGUCGUGACCGGCAUUGCCCGGCCGCCGUCGCAGCGGCACGACGUGGACGAGGACGGCUUCGCGGGCGUGCGAGGGACCAACACGAGGAGGCACAUCCGGAGCAGCCCCUCGACCGGCAACGCCGUCGCAACGGUCCCGGAGGUGGACGAGGACGACAACAGCGCGGCUGGGGUCGCAAGCAGGCUCAGGCACCUGCACAUAUCUAACCCGGACGCGGACACGGGCGCGGACGCGGAGGAGCCCGAGGUGGCCGAGGUGCCCGUGAUCGUUAUGGAGGACUACGCCGGCUCUCACUACCCUCCUCCGCCGCGCCGCAUGUCCCCGCAGGCCAGCGCCAAGGAAGUCGAUCCGGCAUCAGAUUCCGGACCGCAGACCCUGCCCGUGGCGGAGGAGCAGCAACAGCCGCCUUCUCAGCCGUCGGAGGCCGAAGAAGUCGCCGAGCCCCAAACUGUUCCCGAAGAGCCGAUUCUAGCCUCGGAAGAGGAGGAUGCUGCACCGGGAUCUCCGACGGGGGGGCAGGAGACGGAGACAGAGACAGAGACAGAGACACAGGCUACGGCUGGAAAUGACAUGGAGCCAGAGGCGGCUGCAGGAGAGGAGCCAGCGGUGGCUGAUGGGGGAGAGGAGAUCGAGGAGGUAGGGAACGAGACGGUCCUCGCGCCCGCAGGCGAUGAGGACGACGGCGACGACGACAACGGCAAGAGCGAGGAGGACGGCAGCGGCGGCGGCAGGGAAGGAGAGGAUGCCCCAGCCGCGCCACCAGCAAGUGGAGAGGAGGCCCGAUCCGGCGAGACGGCCACUACGUCCGCGGAGAAGGCGAAACCAACUACAGAAACCGAGCCGCCGGAGGACACGAAAGAAGCAAAGCCGGAGGAGGAGGUGCCCAAAGAUGCCCCUACCCCUACCCCUACCCCUACCCCUGCGGGCGAUGGUGACGAGGCGGAAUGA